Hyaloperonospora brassicae is the source of this 1536-nucleotide messenger RNA. NCBI's taxonomy places the organism in Eukaryota, Oomycota, Peronosporomycetes, Peronosporales, Peronosporaceae. The record is from the annotation of a GenBank genome assembly.
AUGAACGUCUGUGCAGUGGUUGUCGCUCUGUCAGUGGCUCUCGCUGCCGCGACGGCCGUCGACAGCACCGACCGACCCGUCGGGACGCUCUUGAGCUGUCCCCCCAUGCGCCCAAUGGACUCGCCGUGUCUCUGGGCCGGACCCAACGGCCGCGUUGUCGACGCGUCCACACUGCAGGGCCUGUUGCUCGCGCGGGACCGCGUGAGGCCCAUCGACCGCGCGUCGAGUCUGCGCAAUCUGCAGCUCCACAUGUCGUACCUCGAAGACGUGAGGAUGCAGGCGGACAAGAUGGGACACGAGUUCUCGUACUACAUGGGAGUGAACGAGCGGCACUUGGCCGUGACGUCGCUUCGGGACGCAACGCCCGAGCAGUUUGUCGAGCAGGAGGUGCAGGCAAUGGCCGUCGCUCGGCGUCUCCAGGUGCAGACAAACAGCUCCGGCGCUGCUCCAAGUACGGGCUCUCCGGCCAACGCAAGUGCAGGCAGCUCGCAGUACUGGAACUGGUGCGACGCGUCCAACUCGAAAGGCCACUCGGUGUGCUCAGCUGUCAAGAGCCAAAAGACCUGUGGGAGCUGCUGGUCGUUCGUUGCCGCGGAUGCCAUUGAGACGGCAGUUGUUAUUGCCGAAAACACGUCGACCGCCGUGUCGUUAUCGCCGCAGCAGUUUCUCAUGUGCAGCACGUUGCAAACCACGCAGACGUUUGACUACUGCUGGGCCUCGGACAAUGGCGUGCCGGGGGCCAGUUGGAUGCAGACGCAGAUCAAGUGGGAGUCGCAGAACGAUGGAUGCAAUGGCGGCAUGACACACGCGGCGUUUAUGGACGCGGCGCAGCGCGGCUGGGGACUCGUGACGGAGCUGACAAUGCCGUACGAUGACUCGAAUCCCGGGAGCUACGUGACGUCCAACACGUCUUCGGCAUGCAAUGUCCGCGCGGAAGAUGCAGCAGCGAGUAUCACGGGCUGGGAACAGAUCGUAGGCAUUGACUGCUCGGUUUCCAGCAAUUGCACGCUGCUGCUUCGUGCAGCAAUAGAGAGACAGCCCAUUGCGGUUGCCAUCACGUCGAACGGCGGCUUCAGCGAGUACCUUGGCGGGUUCUACCGCUGCCCCAAUAACGGCGAGAUGGCGUCAAAAAACGACCUGAACCACGCCCUCCUUCUCGUGGGCUACGGCACUGACAGCACGCACGGCGACUACUGGAUCCUCAAGAACUCGUACGGCAGCUCGUGGGGGGACAAUGGGUUCAUGAAGCUCGUAGCGGACGCCAAGAUCAACUGCGGGCUGAACGUCUUCCCCGUUAUUCCGACGGGCGCGAGGGCAGGUGCGCAAGCGCGCACGACGAUCGACAGUGGCGGGGACAAGGUCUUUGUGGGCUUGAGUCCGUCCGCGUGGAUCGGUGUAGCAAUUGCAGCUACGGUUUUCACGCUGGUCGCGACGGCAAUUGGCGUGUGGGUGUCCCACCGGAAACUGCACCGCCUCCGCAAGCAGCACUCGGCCAUGUACACUGCCGUCAGCACUCCUACGAACAGCGCCUACUAG